Messenger RNA from Quercus robur (English oak), 2671 nucleotides. RefSeq names its product phytochrome B-like. Gene Ontology annotation, molecular function: protein binding. Lineage: Eukaryota; Viridiplantae; Streptophyta; Magnoliopsida; Fagales; Fagaceae. Gene Ontology annotation, cellular component: nucleus. The record is from RefSeq and is a predicted model, not a curated record. The transcript has 2 exons. Gene Ontology annotation, biological process: regulation of DNA-templated transcription; detection of visible light. The coding region runs from base 1 to 759 and encodes 252 amino acids.
AUGAAUUUCAUCCUUUCCGAAUAUUUCCCUCUUUUGGGACAAGUGAUGGUUUAUUAUGUAAAAGAUUAUAAAGUGGAGAGUGUGAGGGAGCUUACUCAGUAUGAUAGGGUUAUGGUGUAUAAGUUCCACGAGGAUGAGCAUGGUGAGGUUGUGGCAGAGAGUAAAAGGGCGGAUUUGGAGCCGUAUAUUGGGUUGCAUUAUCUGGCCACGGAUAUACCUCAGGCAUUGAGGUUUUUGUUUAAGCAGAAUAGGGUUAGGAUGGUUGUGGAUUGUAAUGCCAUGCUAGUUAGGGUGAUUCAGGAUGAUAGGCUUAUGCAGCCUUCAUGUUUGGUUGGUUCAACGCUUCAUGCUCCCCAUAGCUGUCAUGCUCAGUAUAUGGCUAAUAUGGGCUCAAUUGCCUCAUUGGCAAUGGUGGAUAUUAUCAAUGGAAAUGAUGAGGAAGGAGUUGGUGGGCGGAGUGCAAUGAGGUUAUGGGGUUUGGUGGUUUGUCAUCACACUUCUGCUAGGUGUAUUCCAUUCCCUCUUCGCCAUGCUUGUGAGUUCUUAAUGCAGGCUUUUGGACUCCAAUUGAAUAUGGAGUUGCAAUUGUCAUCACAGAUGUUGGAGAAACUUGUUUUAAGGACACAGACCCUCUUGUGUGAUAUGCUUCUUCGUGACUCACCUACUGGAAUUGUUACUCAAAGCCCUAGUAUUAUGGACCUUGUGAGUGUGAUGGGGCAGCCCUCUACUAUCAAGGGAAGUACUACCCUCUGGGUGUGACCCCAACUGAGGCCCAGAUAAAGGACAUAGUAGAGUGGUUGUUGGCUUUCCAUGGAGAUUCCACAGGUUUGAGCACAGACAGUUUGGGUGAUGCUGGGUACGAUGGAGUAGCCUUACUUGGAGAUGAAGUUUGUGGAAUGGCUGUUGCUUAUAUCACAAAAAGGGAUUUCCUGUUCUGGUUCCGGUCCCACACUGCAAAAGAGAUCAAAUGGGGUGGCGCAAAGCAUCACCCUAAGGACGUGCUGAUUUCCUCAAGCCAUGUUCGGUGGGGAGGCCGCUCUUGAACGUGCUGAUAGCAACAUCAUCAUGGUUGUCAUCUAAGUCGUUAUACACCUCCCAAUAUCUAUCCGAGUAUGCUUUUAGGGUUUCUCCUUCGUGCAUGGAUAAGGACAAUAAUGAACUAAGGGGUCGAGGGACUCUGGUGUUUGUGAUAAAACGGGAGCAGAAAGCCUGAGUGAGCUGCUUGUAGGAGCCUAUGGAAUUUGUCUUCAAGCUGUUAAACCACCUCAUCGCCAUUGAUCCCAAGUUGGAUGGGAAGAUUUUGCACAUUAGGGCUUCAUUUUGGGAGUAGAUUGCCAUUUUCUGGUUAAACUGGCUCACAUGCUCUACCGGGUCUGCUCGGCCAUUAUAAAUGGCGAACGCCGAUUGGUUGAAGCGUCGGGGCAGCUGAGCCCCUUCAAUUCUGUACGUGAAGGGUGAUCUCGAAACCUAGUCCAGCGCCUUCUUCAUAACAUCGUUCCCUGAACCCUUGCUGGAUGGGUUCUCAUAUUUCCGUACAGGGCAUGGUUCCUUUUCGUAGGAAAAGGUUUCACUUGGGGGGGUCCUUGACCUCCGUCGGUAACUCGCAUCCUCCACAUUAGAAGACUCGUCUGAGUCAGAGGGGGAUUGUUUUCGCCGCACACGUCGUAACUCCCUUUUCAGGUCAUCUAUCUCCCGCUGCAUGGCCUGAUGACUAUUUCGCCUCUGGGACACGUGACUGCCUGUCUAAGUGUGACUUUGGCUCGUCCGAAUAGUAUGCACACUUCCCUCACGAUUCCCCCUUCUGCCUGGGUUGGUGGGGUUAUUCUGCCUCUGGGACUCGGCGGGUUGUGUCUGUUGGGAGUUUGCCUGGUGAGGAUUCUCCUGGUGUGGGCCUAGUUCUGCCAUACUUCGACCGUUGUGCUAGCUGAUGCUGUAGUUCUUCCCACAGACGGCGCCAAUUGUAGUUGCACGAUUUCUUGGCCCAAACCCUUUUGAUCAUGCCCUGGCCCAAGAUACAACAUACAAUAAAUACUUGUAGAGGAUGGGUCAAAGAACUUAGCCUCAGUGAACCUAGUCGGCCUAAGGUAUGGAGAAUGUUGUUGCAAGUAUAAAAACACCAGAAUGGAUACUCCACAGAAAGUUCUAUUUCCUGAAUGCUGAAUACAGUUUUUUCCGUCCCCUUCUUUGAGGGACUCCCUUACAUUAUAUAGCUCUCUCAUUCUUAUCUGAACCUUACACUUGUUGAUCAUCUAAGCCCCCACUUGAGCACCUGUCCUAUCAGACACCUUUAUCACUCCUUUGUGAGUUGCAGUGGCCAAGGUAGUACUGUUCAGGGGUCUUUUCCUCAUUAAUGCGGCCAAGAGAGUGGUUGUGGCACAUUUAAUGUGGUGGUAGCAGCUUUCCAUGAGAUAUUUUGGGUUUUAUUCUUUUUUAUAUACUCGGAGGACGAGCUGCAGUGGUUGGGGCGAGCUUUUUGAUCCGGACUUCGUGUUGUCCGAAAAGGUGUUACUCCUCGGACAGGUUUAUUUUACCGCAGUUGGGCUUGAAUAAUGUUUUGGUUAUGACUUCUCCUCGGACAUGAUGCUCCUCGGAUGAGCCUAUAUUUAACUAGCCCAUUAUUUUGGGCCGGGCCCCACAAGAUCAAUUUCUGAUGAAUUUGUUGAAAAAUUGG